ACCCAUGGGAGAGCCGGGUGGCCCCGAGACGGGUGCUGGCCCCACGCCGGCUCUGGCCACGCAGGAAGAACUGGGUGCUAUCAGCACCCGCCAGCCCCGGCCACGGCUCCCCGGCCACCCGCCGGCACCCGGCUUAUCGCAUCCGGUGAGAGCGGGCACCCAAUGCCGUGGGGCGGGCACAGGGCUGGCCGUGAGGCCGUGGCAGAGCCAGCUGUGCCGUGGCAGUCAUGGGUGUCCCGUGGUGGUGCCGGACGGGCCCCAGGAGGACACUGGCAGCACCGAAACCACACCGGGGUGCCGGGACGGGAUGGACACCGGCAGCGCUGAUUUGGGGCCACGGUGCCAGGCUGGGGCAGAUGCCGGCAGUGCCGAAUCGAUGCCAGUGAGUCAGGACACCGGCAGUGCCGAUUUGAAGUCACCGUGCCAACACCGAGCAGAUGCUACCAGUGCCAAACUGACACCAGGCAGCCAGGACAGGGCAGGCACCGGCAGUGCCAAAAUGAUGCUGCGGCGUUGGGCUGAUGCUGGCAGUGCCAACUGGGGGCUGCAAUGCCAGGAUGACAGUGCCAAACCGAUGCCGGCGUGCCAGGGCCGGGAAGACACCAGCGGUGCCGUUUUGGGGACAUACCACCAGAACCAGGCAGACACCGGCAGCUCCAAACUGAUACCAGGGUGCCAGGACGAGGCAGCCAUCAGCAGCGCCAGUUUGGGGACACAAUGCCAGGACACGGCAGAUGCUGGCAGCGCCAAAUCAGCCCCACAGAACCAACCCGAGGAUGCCGCCAAGCCUAGCCGGCACAACGGUGAGGCCGCGGCAGUGAGUGCCCGUCCCUUUCGGUGCGGGGCAUGUGGGAAGCGGUUCGGGGCGAGCGCCACGCUGAUGCGGCACCAGGCGCUGCACGGAGCCGAGCGCCCCUUCUCCUGUGCCGAGUGCGGCCGCGGCUUCUGCGACCGGGCGGCGCUGGCAACGCACCGGCGAGGGCACACGGGCGAGCGCCCCUUCGCCUGCGCCGAGUGCGGCAAAGCCUUUGCCGGCAGCGCGGGGCUGCUGGUACACCAGCGGGUGCACACGGGCGAGCGUCCCUUUGCCUGCGCCGAGUGCGGGCAGCGCUUCCGGCAGAGCGCCCACCUUACCCAACACUGCCUGGGCACCCACGGCACGGGGCGCCCGCACCCCUGCCCGCAGUGCGGCAAAGCCUUCGCUCUCCGCUCCACGCUGGCCCGGCACGCUCAGACCCACACCGGCGAGCGGCCCCACGCCUGCGGCGAGUGCGGGCGCCGCUUCCGCCAGCGGGCUCACCUGGCCCGGCACCGCCUGGCACACACGGGCGAGCGCCCCUUCCCCUGCGGCGAGUGCGGCAAAGCCUUCGCCCUCAGCGCCACGCUACUGCGGCACCAGCUGGUGCACACCGGCGAGCGCCCGCACCGCUGCCCCGACUGUCCCCGCGCCUACACCCAAAGCGCCUACCUGGCCCAGCACCGCCGCAGCGCCCACGCCGGCCAACGGCCCCACGCCUGCCCCGAAUGCCCGCGGGCUUUCGCCGACCGCGCCAACCUCUUGCGGCAUCGCCGGGGUCACGCCGGCGCCCGGCCCCACGCCUGCGGGCAGUGCGGGCGACGCUUCGCCCAGCGGUCGCAUCUCCGGGCGCACGCUGGCACCCACGGCGGGCAGGGUCCCUUCGCCUGCGGGCAGUGCGGGCAGCGAUUUGGGCGACGGGCAGCGCUGGCAGCUCACGGGCGGGCACACGGCGGGCAGCGGCCCUUUGCCUGCGGGCAGUGCGGGCAGCGCUUCACCCAGCGAGCCAGCCUGGUAGAGCAUGGCCGGCGACACACGGGCGAGCGGCCUCACCGUUGUCCCCAGUGUCACCGCGGUUUCCGGCAUCGCUCGGCGCUGCUGCGGCACCGGCGGGCGCAUGCCGGUGAGCGUCCCUUUCCCUGCGCCCACUGCGGCCGCCGUUACAGCCGUAGCUCCAACCUCCUCCUGCACCAGCGAAUCCACGCGCCCGACUAGCACCCAUGGGUGCCGCCGCGGGGGUGUUCGUACAAGCGUUACGGGGUGCCAACGAACACCGCGCCGUGGCUUUUGCCGCGCUGGCGGGGGUCGUCCGGCGGUGUCACCCUGGAGCCAAGUGCAUCGUGCCUCUGUGCCAGCCCCCGGCCUUGAAGCCUUUAUCCCCACGGGAUGAGCACUGCCUGGUUAAUUUUAAAUACUACUACUAAUAAUAAUUAAAGAAGAAAAUGUACA
Messenger RNA from Harpia harpyja (harpy eagle), 2245 nucleotides. RefSeq names its product zinc finger protein 497-like. Bases 5 to 2011 code for a protein of 668 amino acids. The record is from RefSeq and is a predicted model, not a curated record. Gene Ontology annotation, biological process: regulation of transcription by RNA polymerase II. The transcript is spliced from 2 exons. Lineage: Eukaryota; Metazoa; Chordata; Aves; Accipitriformes; Accipitridae. Gene Ontology annotation, molecular function: DNA-binding transcription factor activity; RNA polymerase II cis-regulatory region sequence-specific DNA binding.